UUCGGACUGGAGAAAGCUAGGACAUGCGGAGUCAACCAGCUACCUGGCUGAGGAUCGUUCCUUUCAGUUUUGACCACUCCUCUGCUCGAUACCUUCAGUUCUGCGUUCAGCGGGGCGGGUGGCAGAAAUAUCAGUGUUCGUUGAUUUUUUUCAUGUCUCUUUUACUCCAUAGCGUUUGAAGUCAGCUUUUACUAAGCGCCCGCCGGUGACUGUUUGCCAGGCCUUCUUCCAGAGGAAGAAGACCUGGAUACUCCUCCAUUGCUAUUUUAUCCACUUGGGUUCUGUUAUAAUCGCAGAAUCCUGCGUUCUGAAUUCCCAUUUUCUGCCUAACUCCAUUGAUUUAUUUGCUCACUUACUCGACAGUCGUUAAUUGAACGGUGUCCUAGGCCCUACUUUUCAGGCUGAAUAAGUUGCAGACCCUGUCCUCGAGUUCACAGUCUAAUAACAAGUGCAGGGUUCUUUUUCUGCUGCAUCUGAAAGCAUGGGUAGCAAGAAGCUCAGAAGAGUGGGCUUAUCACAAGAGCUGUGUGACCGUCUGAACAGACAUCAAAUUGUAACCUGUCAGGACUUUUUAUGUCUUUCCCCACUGGAACUUAUGAAGAUGACUGGCCUUAGUUAUCGAGGUGUCCAUGAACUUCUGUGUAUGGUCAGUAGAGCCUGUGCCCCACAGAUGCAAACGGCUUAUGGGUUAAAGAUGCAAACAUCUGCCUCUGUCUCAUCAGUGUUCUUAGCUACAACUCUUUCUGCGUUGGAUGAAGCCCUGCAUGGUGGAGUGGCUUGUGGAUCCCUCACAGAGAUUACAGGCCCACCAGGUUGUGGAAAAACUCAGUUUUGUAUGAUGAUGAGCAUAUUGGCCACAUUACCCACCAACAUGGGAGGAUUAGAAGGAGGUGUUGUAUACAUCGACACAGAGUCAGCAUUUAGUGCUGAAAGACUGGUUGAGAUAGCAGAAUCUCGUUUUCCCAGAUAUUUUAACACUGAAGAAAAAUUACUUUUGACAAGCAGUAAGGUUCAUCUUUAUCGGGAACUCAGCUGCGAUGAAGUUCUACAAAGAAUUGAAUCUUUGGAAGAAGAAAUUAUUUCAAAGAGAGUUAAACUUGUAAUUAUUGACUCUGUUGCUUCCGUGGUAAGAAAGGAGUUUGAUGCACAACUUCAGGGCAACAUGAGAGAAAGAAAUAAGUUCUUGGCCAGAGAAGCUGCCACCUUGAAGUAUUUGGCUGAGGAAUUUUCAAUCCCGGUUAUCUUGACGAAUCAAAUUACAACGCAUCUAAGUGGAGCCCUAGCUUCCCAGGCAGACCUGGUGUCUCCAGCUGAUGAUUUGUCCCUGUCUGAAGGCCCUUCUGGAUCCAGCUGUGUGACAGCUGCCCUAGGAAACACCUGGAGUCACAGUGUGAACACCCGGCUGAUUUUCCAGUACCUUGGUUCAGAGAGAAGACAGAUUCUCAUUGCCAAGUCCCCUCUGGCUCCCUUCACCUCAUUUGCUUAUACCAUCCAGAAGGAAGGCCUGGUUCUUCAAGGGAGAACUUACCGAGGCAGCAUGCACCCCAACCAAUGAGAACGGCACCGCUCUGGGAACUAGUUCCCUGGGAACUACUUAGCAUCAAGCUGCCGUAGCUUUGAACUGUGUCUCUGAGGUGCCUUCAUUAGCAAGAUGUGUCCUAAGGUAUGAGAAAAGCCUAAGAGAAGGAUUUUGGGGUCUGAGAACACUCGAAAAUGUUUCCAUGGACAUUAAAGGUAAUUGCCUCUUUACACCAAAUUUUUAGCCUGCAAAAGAUUUCAUAGGAACACUCUACUUUUGGAUAGUGGGGGUAGCC
This is a messenger RNA of Prionailurus viverrinus (fishing cat), 1814 nucleotides long. It is a transcript of the gene RAD51B, whose product is annotated as RAD51 paralog B. Gene Ontology annotation, cellular component: Rad51B-Rad51C-Rad51D-XRCC2 complex. The transcript has 11 exons. NCBI's taxonomy places the organism in Eukaryota, Metazoa, Chordata, Mammalia, Carnivora, Felidae. Gene Ontology annotation, molecular function: ATP binding; DNA binding; ATP hydrolysis activity. Gene Ontology annotation, biological process: double-strand break repair via homologous recombination. Bases 482 to 1555 code for a protein of 357 amino acids. The record is from RefSeq and is a predicted model, not a curated record.